UGGGUGGAAAAUGAAAAUGAAGCUGAAGUUGGUUUGAUUCCUGUACUCUGUUAACGUGUGGAUGGUUAAAACAGCACUCAGACCGGAAGUGCCUCCUAUUUCCCCUCACACGUGGGACAUCAGCUUUAGCUUCUGUUGACUCGAACUCCGAAAACACUGACAGUUGCGGCUCCAUGCGUCCGAGUCUGCAUCGUUACCGAUUUACCGGCGGAUGAAGUGGGCCGGAUUCCUCCUCACAAAGGGUUGUUCACAUGAGAAAAAGGGUUUUCAUGAAGAUUUUCAUGGUGUCACCUUUCACAUAAACGCAUCGUUGGGGAGGGUCGGACUGCACAACUCCCUCCAGCAGAAAGAGGCACCAGGCCAGCCCCCCCAUCUAGGUGUCCACUCACUCAUCUUACCUGCUGUGAGCCGAGGGAUCGACAGGACCAACAGACAUGGGGAAGCAGAACAGCAAGCUGCGUCCUGAAGUGAUGCAGGACCUGCUGGAGAGCACUGACUUCACUGAACACGAGAUCCAGGAGUGGUACAAGGGCUUCCUAAGAGACUGCCCCAGCGGAAACCUCUCCAUGGAGGAGUUUAAGAAGAUCUACGGCAACUUCUUCCCGUAUGGAGAUGCUUCAAAGUUUGCUGAACAUGUCUUUCGCACUUUUGAUGCUAAUGGCGAUGGGACGAUAGAUUUUCGGGAGUUUAUCAUCGCUUUAAGUGUGACAUCACGUGGCAAGCUGGAGCAGAAGCUGAAAUGGGCGUUCAGUAUGUACGACUUGGAUGGGAACGGAUACAUCAGUAAAGCUGAGAUGCUGGAGAUUGUACAGGCAAUAUACAAGAUGGUGUCCUCUGUGAUGAAGAUGCCUGAGGACGAGUCAACACCUGAGAAGAGGACAGAGAAGAUCUUCAGACAGAUGGACACCAACAGAGACGGUAAACUAUCUCUGGAGGAGUUCAUCAAAGGAGCGAAGAGCGACCCCUCCAUCGUGCGCCUGUUGCAGUGCGAUCCCAGCAGCGCUGGCCAGUUCUGAACCUGAGGCAUCGCUACGAUCUUGCUACUUUGAUGACUUCACAUACCUGUAAUUCUCCUCUGUGGAGCAGACUGAUGAUGAAGAAUGACAUGACGAAGAAGCAAGGCCUUCAUUAAGUACCGAGGACAAUAAAGAUGGACACCAGCGGCUACUUCUCCUCCCCCAUCACCUCUCAUCGAAAUAACAAACCCUUCUAAAUCCCAUCCCAGUGAUCUCCGAUCCGAUGAUCGUUCCCCUCUGAGUUCCUCGGUUCUCCUCUGGGCCUGUUAGAACGUACAGAAGGUCUGCUGUAGGUUGUAGAUAUGCCGUAUCAACUGGAGUCUGUAUCAGUGUCUUUGCUCGGCUCUCUCUGAGGUUCUGGUCGGACCCACACAGAGCUUCCAUCACUUGUGUGUGUGUGUGUGUGUGUGUGUGUGUGUGUGUGUGUGUGUGUGUGUGUGUGUGUGUGUGUGUGUGUGUGUGUGUGCGUGUGUGCGUGCGUGCGUGCGUGCGUGCGUGCGUGCGUGCGUGCGUGCGUGCGUGCGUGCGUGCGUGCGUGUGUGUGUGUGUGUGUGUGUGGAACAACAGGAGGUGCUGUAGGUGGGAUCACUUCACCUGCAUGGGACCUGUGAGGUUUGUUCUCCACUUUCUUCUCUUUUUUUAACAGAUUUUUUUUCUUUUACUUUGAAACUUGAGGACGUCGUUUCAUCGGCCGUGCUGCAACAACAAGGACAGGUCAUGGUAUGCUACUAUGCAUAUGCUCCCAACUUUAGAUUUGGUGACGUCUCACAGAUGAAGUGAAGGACGAUGAAGAGCAUCCUUCUCUCCGUCGUAUGUUCUUGUUUUGAUUUAAUUCCUUUUCAGUAACAAGCAGCAGGUCUUACUGUGCUCUAGCUUCUAUAAUAGAAACGCAGUCUUUCUAGGUAUUUCAGUACUGUGUAGGUAUUUUAAAGUGCACCUAAACUUGUUGAGCAAACCCACGUUCAGAACAACAUUGAUGUGACUUAAUAAUUGUUAUUAUAUUGGAAAAUGUUUGUUUAUUUGAGCUUUGGCCGGCUAUUGGAGCAUGCAAACCAGACACACCGUACCACAGUCACUAUUAAUGGUUUUGAAAUGCUGCAUGUGUAAUUGGUCGUCGGGUACCUGGGCGUGUAGAUUAACCAAACACAUAUGCAUGUGUGUGUUUUUGAUGUGUGUUAAUAGAUAUUAGCUGAGUGCAUCCAGAGGAGUCUCCUCCUAUCACUCACAUUCAGCAGAGAAAACAGGAAUAUUAUCCAGGAAUUCCUCACUGAUGGAAGCGAUGAGCAUCAGUUUCCAACAAGAAAAAGCAUUGAAUGUUCGGAUGCUGCCGCGGUUUUUGUUUUUCAACAGAAAAGGCACAGAAAGUCAGAACUGCUGCAGUAACACUGGGAUGCUUUUAUUGUGUUUUCUACGGGUGGACCUUUCCUAUCCAGACAUGUCACAUGAUGUAAAAUUUCUGCUGAACACAAAAUUAGCAAAUUGUGAUCAAGUGCCAAAUAAAAGCUAAACAGUAUUGUAUACAUUUAUACUGUACAAUUGUUAUAUGUUGAACAAAUGUUUGUAAUUGUUGACUUUUUGUAGUUUUGUAUGGUAACUAGUGACGACCGUUUUUCAGCACAAGAACUUGUUUUUGGGUCGGUUUAAAAGGCAGCAAUUAAAUCUACAUUAUAUGGUGUGAACGUCUUGUGUGGGCCUGAGCUUCCUGGUGACCGCCGAAGCUGUGGUGAGGGAAAACGGAUCACAGACGGCUGUCUCUGCACCGUUUGGCGCUGGAAUAUCCCGUUUUUAAUUUGAGUGGGGAUUUUACGAUGCAUUAAAUAUUAAGAUAAAAAUAAAUGAUUCUAAUCUAAUGCAAUGAUAUAAUCUAACAUUAAAAUGUCAACAUUUAGAAACUAUGGGUAUAUUAAAGGUGCAAUGUGUAAAUAUUCUACAGUAAAUAAACUCAAUCACGUUGGAGGGAAGGUUUUACUGAAACAGAUUUCCUCAGCCGGCUGGGGAGUUGUCGGUUCUCCCCUUUCAGUAACAAAAGACGUAGGCUUUGGUUACAGUCUGUGGCCCUGCAGUGUUGCAGAAUCUGCCUCGUAAUUCAACACCGGCCGCCAAAAUGCAGCAGUAUGGUGUAAACAACUACAGACAGUAAACAGGAGAGACCCAGAAGCCACGCCAUUUUUUUCUCCACACUCAUCUCGAGUAAAGAAGGCUAGAGGCUAACGCUGACCUAAAAAUGCUAACGGUGAAUUAAAAGCUACAGUGAAUCAUUCCUGUGCGGAGCCGUAACUGAAACCUAAGGUAGGGCGAGGGCUGCAGUACCCACAUUUGACCACAAGAUGUAAUACUAGAGUCUUAGAGCCCCCAAGGCACUUUACAACACAGUCAUUCACACGAUGGUGGUGAUGAGCUACAUUGUAGCCACAGCUGAUAGAUGGGCACCACUGGUCCCUCCGACAACCAGCAGCAGGCAGGGAGGGUGAAGUGUCUUGCUCAAGGACACAACAGCUGUGACCGACUGAGCAGGGCUCUAGCCUGCUCCUGGUUACCGGGCAGACACUUGACUCGUCUGCCACAAUUACCCGCGUUAUUCUUACAUAGUGCACCUUUAAACUAGGUAGUAGACACCUGAGAACUAUCAGGCUGCUCAUUUAGCAGGAACAAAAUCAGUGAUUCAUUUUGGUUUUUAAUUCUUGUUAGUUUCUGUUGCUGCCAUACAACUGUCGCCCUCUUUUGGUGGUUUAGUGGAAUUGCAAUUACUGUAAUGUAUGGUUUCUGUAACAAAAGCCAUUUUUAAAUAUAAUUAAAUCUAAAAUCAAAAGA
This is a messenger RNA of Nothobranchius furzeri (turquoise killifish), 3827 nucleotides long. It is a transcript of the gene ncalda, whose product is annotated as neurocalcin delta a. The record is from RefSeq and is a predicted model, not a curated record. NCBI's taxonomy places the organism in Eukaryota, Metazoa, Chordata, Actinopteri, Cyprinodontiformes, Nothobranchiidae. Gene Ontology annotation, biological process: calcium-mediated signaling. Gene Ontology annotation, molecular function: tubulin binding; actin binding; calcium ion binding.